Molecule: messenger RNA, 5083 nt
Organism: Cuculus canorus (common cuckoo)
Lineage: Eukaryota; Metazoa; Chordata; Aves; Cuculiformes; Cuculidae
Gene: PHLDA3
Product: pleckstrin homology like domain family A member 3
Exons: 2
Coding region: 277-750 (157 amino acids)
Biological process (GO): positive regulation of apoptotic process; intrinsic apoptotic signaling pathway in response to DNA damage by p53 class mediator; negative regulation of phosphatidylinositol 3-kinase/protein kinase B signal transduction
Cellular component (GO): plasma membrane
Molecular function (GO): phosphatidylinositol phosphate binding
Source: RefSeq, a predicted model, not a curated record
GCGCAGGAAUGCGAGUGGGAGAGCGGCUGGGCAUGUAGCGACAGCUCCUGGGGCACGAGGCGCCGGGGAUCCCACACGCUGCGCCGAGCGGAGCUGGGGCACGGCCGGCAUGGGGCAUCCCAAAGCUCACCCCCUCUGAGAGCCCCGAGCCAAGGGUGCUGUGCCCACCGGGGCUGGGGUCCCGGGGCCCGGCUUCGACGUGGAGGGGCUGGAAAUCCCUCGGCGGGCGAUGCGCGGCUGCAUCGGCUCGAGGGGCUGAGGAUCUGAGGAGCCGCUAUGACCCCCGAGAAGGUGCUGAGGGAGGGGGUGCUGGAGAAGCGCAGCGGGGGGCUGCUGCAGCUCUGGAAGAAGAAGCGGUGCCUGCUGACGGAGAAGGGGCUGCAGCUCUUUGAGCCCAAGGGCUCGCGGCGCAAGGAGCUGAGCUUUGCACGCAUGAAGGCAGUGGAGUGCGUGGAGUGGAAGGAGCGGCACAUCUACUUCACGGUGGUGAUGGACGACAGCCACGAGAUCGACUUCCGCUGCGCUCAGGAGGACCCAGGCUGGAAUGCCGAGAUCACCAUGGGCCUCGUACGCUUCAAGAACCAGCAGGCGAUCCAGAUCGUCCGUGCCCGGCACAGCUGCCGAGCAGCGGUGCAGUUCGACACAGCCCCGGUGAGGCAGCCUGUGGACGCACAGCACCCCAACAGCAGGAUGGGGAUGGCCCUCAGCUCGUCAGGCGGUGGGGAGAAUGGGAUCCCAGCGGGCAAGUGAGACCGCUGCCGUCUGCAGCCUGGGGAUGGGGACAGUGGCCCUGAGGAAGUCGGUGCAGGCGCCGGCUUCCCCCGUCCUGGGGCAGGACAGCGGCACCGCAGGAGCCGGACUGGCAGAGCUGCAGGGGUCCGGACACGUCCCUGGCACGGUGGGGCAAAGGACACAGUCAGGGCCACCACUGGAGCUCUGGACAUUGCAGGAGGUCACAUCCCUGCCUGGGGGCCCACCGCGCUUCAGCUGACAUGGCCAGGACCUUGGUGGAGACCCCUGGGCCUCUCCUGCAGGACAAGACGGGACGGAUGAGGUUGAGCCUGAAGGAAGCGGUGUGGUUGUGACCUCUGCCUGGAUGCCAGUGACACUGGGACACACGGACAUGGCUGGGGACACGGCUCUGCCUCAGCCCCCACGUUGAGAAGGGGCUGGGGAGCUGCUGGGACUCCUCCAGGCACUGCACUCGGCCGUGCUGCUGGACACUGUCCUGCCCCACACUGUCCUCGGGCUAAGGGGGAAUUCUGGGGACAGCAAUGGGGACCCCAAAUCCCUGUAUCCAAAGUGUCCCCAAACAGGACUUUCUGCUGCUUUACCCCAUUGCUGCUUUGAUUUGUGGGACCCUGCAGGGUAUGGGAGAGCACAAAUCCUGCACCGAGCUUCACUGGUAGCUGGUGUCCCCCCAAACCUGCCAGCAUCCCACAGCCCGGCUCCAGAGUCCCUGCUGCCUCCCCACGCCUCUCCCGUCACUUGUUGCGCUGCACCUGCGUCCCUCAGGAUUCCCACGGUGGUUUGUGGGCAGGCGACCCGAGAGCAGCGCUGCCUGGCUCCGCAGGAUCGGGGCAAGGGAAGGGAUGGCUCUGCCUCGACAGGCAGCACAGACGCCAGCGCCUCGAGCCACCGGGCUCUGCAAGCCAGAGCCUGAGCCCCAGCCCUGCGGCCGGAGGCUGCAGAUCCUUCCAGAGAUUGCCCGGCUGUGUGGGAAUCGGGGAGCACGGUGCCCUGUCCCCCGGGCUGCGGCAGCUGAACCCUGCCUGAGCCUCUGCAAGAGCCCACGGGGCCCUGUCCCAGUGCCAGGGCGGUUCUGAGGUGGCUUUGGGAUGGUGGCAUGGCUGGAAUCUCCUCACCGUGCAGGGCCAAGCUUUUUCCAAACAGCCUGGGCAUAAACAUUUUGGAGUUUUUCCACCCAAGGAGUCCUGCAUGGCCAUUCCUGGUCCCCAGAGCUUCAUUUGCAGAGGAACUGCUCUGCUUGCUAGUGGAGACAGGCUGGGGGUCCAAGAUAGGGCAGUGUCCAAAGCCCGCUCGGAUCUGCAGGAUCCCAGUGACCCAGACGAGGUGGGCUCCAGGGAUGUGGGACCUGCCCACAGGGAGCUGCUCCAGGCAUGGACCAUGUCCCCACACACAUUUUGGGAGGGAAUGGCGUUGUGAGUGGUUGGAGGAAGGUGCUGGUGCUCACACAGCAUUCCCAUGGCAAGGAUCUCUAUCUUGGGGAUUCUUAAUCCCCACCUAUCUCUCAGAGUCAAGGGAUUCUGUGAGGCUCAUUCCAAGUCCUGCAAGUCUCCCAAGCCUGUGCUGUGGCAGAGCAGCACCUAGGGGUGGGGAGCACCCAAGGUGAGGGGUUUUCCAAAGGCUUCCAAAUUUCGAGCUGGUUUUGGGUGAUUUGAAUCCUUCUUUUCUGCCCUCUCAUUCACUGUAAAUAGGUGUUUUCUGUUCUCCAAAUGCCAGCAAGCAACUGGGGAGGAAAAUGGUUGAUGAGCACGUAUAAGUGCCAGCCCUGGCCAUGGACACAUCCACUGUGCACCAACAGAUGGGGCAGCAGAGGGGUCGUGGUACCCGUGAGCUGGGGAGGAAUUCAGGUGGUCCAUAGAGGAAGGGGAGACAAAUCGCUGCGGUGGCCUUUCAGGGCCGGGCAUGGGGAAAGCCAAGGUUUUCCAGCCCCAUUCUGAGCUUCUCAUAACUCUGCAGACCAAAACACAGCUGGUGCCCUGCCUGAACAGUGGACACUCCAGGUUUGGGAGUUUCUUCUGUGAAGACCCCCAAACCUGCCGGAUGCGUCCUCGGUGGGGGAUUCUCAGCCCGACCCCGGCACAGGGGUGAGAGCCGAGCCUGGCGUGAGGGUGGGAGGCAGGAUGGCUUCACCCAGCUCCUGGGAGGGCUGAAUGUUUCACACAGAGGAAAAGGUCAUCCCAAGACUCAGAAGCAAAUAAAGAGCCGAGAGACUUGGCCGUCGAGAAGAGCGGGGACGGUGUUUGGUGCAUCCCCCGUCGCCAGGGACGCGGUGCCACAGCGCUGCGGGCUGGAGCUCAGCACUGACGGGCGAAGUUGGGUGAAAUGGGUUAAUUUUACCCCAGAGAAAAUCUCCUGCAGGCAGGAGCUUGGAGAGCAGCCGGGUGUGCAGGGGUGUGGGGAGAAGGGCCCUGGGAGCACUGCAGGAAGCCAGGCACCAUGAAAGGAUUUCUAGAUGACAAUUCGCACGGUUAGGGAUGCAAGGAGCUUGCAGGGUGCUUCCAGCCAUCCCAAAAGGCAGGGGAAGGACACAUGGGAAGCGUUUUUAGUGCUCCUGGAGAUGGGGAAACUGAGGCACAGCUGGGGGUGGAGGUGGUAGGCAUGUGGCCUCGCAGCCCCCCUCCAGCACAGCAGCUCCCCCUGGGAGGAGGGGCUGGCUCUGGGGGACCCCCAUGCUGGGGGCACCAAGCAGACCUGGGGCUGAGCGUGAGCCCCACAAUGGAGUGAGGUGCCCCGGAGCUGUCUGAGUUCAAAGGCAGGAGCCUGAAAGUCCAGCUCUGCUGCUCCCAACCCCACAGUGCCCCCGCUCCACUGACCCUCCCCACAGUGCUCGAGGAUGCCUCGGACCCUCCGUGCGGGCUGGGGGCUGCCGGCACCCAUGGGUGCUUGGGCUGGCAUCCUUCGUGCUGCACUGCGAGGAGGAGGUUGGGGGCACGGAAGGUGGCAGGGGGAGAUUCAGGGCCCUUUUAACCAACUGAUGAAAUCCCAGCCCUGGCUUUGGGAUCAGUUUGGGACUGGCUGGACCUCCCUGGCAUCCGGCGAAGGUGGUGAGGGUCACGGUGCUGAGACAGGAGUUUGCAGCAUGACAGGGUCAAUGAUCUUUGGCAGGUGAGACCAUGUGUACCUUCAUCAUCAGAUGCCUUCCAGAGAUGCUGGCAGUGCCCCACUUCUCCUGUGAAUAUCUGUAGUUUGUGGGUGGUUUUUCCUCAGAUAAAUAUGAAAAGGAAAAAAAAAAUCACGUUUGCAGCCAGUAGUAUUUAUUUUUUAGUUCUGUGUCAAGUGUCCAUCUUCCUUCAGAUGCACCAGAGAUCGUUUCAUUGUUGAUCAUUAUUAUAAUAUAAUUAUAAUGUAUUAUUGUAAUUAUAUUGGAAUAUAAUGAAAUGGUUGGGAUGUCCACACCACCGCUGUGGUGGGCUUGGCCCCCUUCAAUGGAGUCCUCUUGUGGUUGGGUGUAGGAAGAAAUGCUGUGAUCUGUAAUGCAGAGCUUGGGAUCCUUGGAGGGGGAGUCACAGAAUCAUAAGGCGGUUUUAGUCAAAGGGGACCUCAUUUCCCAUCCAGCUCCACCCCCUGCCAUGGGCAGGAACACCUCCCACUGGAUCAGGGGCUCCAAGCCCCAUCCAACCUGGCCUUGAACACCUCCAGGGAUGGGGCAGCCACCACUGCUCUGGGCAACCUGGGCCAGGGCCUCCCCACCCUCACAGCAAAGCAUUUCCUCCUAAGAAAGAUCUCAUCCCAAUCUCCCAUCUUUCACCUGAAAAUCAUUCCCCUUUGUCUUCUCCCUGCAGUCCCUGUUCCAGAGCCCCUCCCCAGCUUUCCUGGACCCCCUUUCAGCACUGGAAUCUGCUCUAAGGUCUCCCCAUAGCCUUCUCUUCUCCAGGCUGAACGACGCCAACUCUCCCAACCUGUCCUUUUACGGGAGGUGCUCCAGCCCUUGGAUCAUCUUUGUCCGGGUGUGGAUUGCAGGGACUGCACGUGUUCAUUCCCUACUUCCAACAUCCUGAUGUUGUGUCUUGGAGAGGAUGUCCCAGAGAUGUGGAGUGGGCGGUGGAUGAUGAACGUGGUUGCGAGCAUCACCCACCAGUGGAGCUGGGGCUGAGGGAAGGAGCUCACCAACCCGCCGGGCACCGCAUGAAGGAACAAAAAUAGCGGCCAGGCAUUGCUGGAGCUGCAGAGGGCAGCAACGGAGCUUAAUACAAGACUGUGCCCAUCACCACUGUCCCUGAGCAGGAGCCACCCAGCUGCCCUGGUGGUGGCAGGGGCUCAGCCCAGCCUUGCUGAGAAGAGGGAUGCUGAGACGCAGAUCUCAGAGGCAGAUGGGAGGGCCUGGAAAUACCCUGAA